Messenger RNA from Sporothrix schenckii 1099-18, 327 nucleotides. RefSeq lists its product as uncharacterized. The record is from RefSeq and is a predicted model, not a curated record. The transcript has a single exon. Lineage: Eukaryota; Fungi; Ascomycota; Sordariomycetes; Ophiostomatales; Ophiostomataceae. The coding region runs from base 1 to 327 and encodes 108 amino acids.
AUGCAGGCAGGCUGCCAUGAGGCGGAGGCAUUAAUUAAUUCUCGCCGCGUUUUUCACAUCGUUCCUUCUCUUUCUUUCUUCUGGGAGGUGGGUGCAGUUGGGACCAGGAUGUGUGGCCGAAAUGGCGACAGAAAUGGCGACAGGAAAGAGCAAAUGAGAAAGAGGAAACUGAAGAGAGCGCGGGUUGCGCAAGAGAACAUGGAUGGAAAGAGCGACCGGAAAAGAGGAAAAAGCUUGGGAAAGAGCCUUUCAUCCCCUGUCGCGCAAGAAAAACGCCACUGCGGUGCCACCACAGCAAAGGGCCUGUGGACCACCGCCUUGGGGUGA